Molecule: messenger RNA, 2928 nt
Organism: Effrenium voratum
Lineage: Eukaryota; Dinophyceae; Suessiales; Symbiodiniaceae
Source: the annotation of a GenBank genome assembly
GUCCCCCAACACCAACAGCCACUCGCCAUGGACGACAACCUACUGCGGGCCUUGGCCCGGGAGCUGCAACUCAACGGGGGCUCUGCGCCUGCCAGCGAGCUGCUGCGGUACGACCGGCAGCUCCGGCAUCAACUAGGCGACCGGAAGCUUUUGAAGUUUAUUGCCCAGCAUCCAGACGUCUUUCGGGUGGAGGGCCAGGUGGUGUCCCUGCAGUCAGGCGGACGUUUGCAAGGGGACACCUCCAGGCCAGCCCAAGACACCGAGGCCGGGGGCAAAGAGGUGCCGGCGCCCACACGGGCCUUGCAGCGGGAAUGCGUCGCUGGCCUGCGAUAUGUGAUGGAGAAUCGCGGUGGGAAGUGCCCGGUGCGACUGGACUGGCUAUGCACAGUGCCGAAGGUGCGGAAUGAAAUGACGCUCUGGCUGCGGCACGGCAUGUCGCAAGGGAAAUUGCCUCAGUGCGCACCACGCUCGGAGCAGUGGUGGAAGGUGGCCAUCCCAGAGCUCUUGAAGUUCCUGCAGGAGCGCCCAGACAUCUUCGAGGUGGGGCCUUUGGGAGGUGAUGCAGAGGGCCCGGUGCGGCUGCGGAAGACUUUGGUGGGGCUGACGGAGGACUGGUGGCAGCGCACAGCGCAGAUGCACGAAGAGUGCCAGGAGCAGCUUAGGCGUCGGGUGGCGGCAGUGCUGCAGUCGUUUCAGGCAGAUCCGGCUAAGAAGCGCUUUGCCUUUCAGCUUUUGAGCGAAGUGGCGCAGGACCCAGGGGUCCAACAUUUGCUGCACGGCCGCGCUUUGGCCUCCGCGCUUGAUGACGACCGCUUCCAGGUCCGCGAAGACCCGAAGCACGGGAUCACCAUCCGCCUGGCCAGAUCUGCGAAGCCCGGCGACGCCUGUGGCCAGCGCCACCGACCCACCGCACGCCGCGAAUGCCAGACGCAGGUCUUGGUGCAAGAGGAGGGCUACGCGGCGGUGCUGGACAAACCGGCCGGCGCCACCACGGAGGAAGUCAUCGAAGAUUUCCAGGCCAGGAGCAACUUGGCGUACAAGAUUCAGAGCGUCUCAAGGCUGGAUGCACCCACCUCGGGCGCUCUUGUGGUGCCUCUUUCACCGGAAGCAGAGCUGGAGCUGAAGCAGGACUUCACUAACAGACAGGUGAGGAAGGCCUACCUGGCCCUCGCCAUCGGCGAAGCCCCAGAGCAUGGCACCAUCGACACGAAGCUGCGGUCCGUGCAGUCCGUAGAUAGGUACCGUGCCGUGGUGCAUCCCUACGGCAAGCCGGCGGUCACUGUGUUCCAGCGCCUUUGCCGACUGCCAGGCGACCAGCAUCAGGACUGCUACUCCUUGGUCUUGGCCUGGCCCUUGACGGGCCGCAUGCAUCAGAUCCGCGCCCACUUCGCCCACCUGGGCUUUCCUUUGGCCGGGGAUCACCGCUACACGCCGCGGAAAGACGCCACGGCCUGGUGUGGGGGUCGGCUCUUCCUGCACGCGGCCUAUGUGGCGGUUGGCUCCGGCUCGGGCCUGCAGGCGGUGUGUCCACUGAAGGAGGACCUCAAAGCGCCCUUGGCCGCGCUGGGCGCGGAGGACCAGCUCUUGGCUGAGCUGGAGACCCUGGAGUUCUACGAAGCCAGAGGGCCUGGAGGCAGUGGCAGUUGCUACGAUAGCUCAGACAGCAGCGACCUGGAGGCUGUUCUCUGCAAGGACCUCCAGGACCCGGACCCUGCGGACACGUGGAGGCCGAGCUUGGCAGUGCCCAAGGCGGUGGAGCCGGAGUUGCCGCCUUGUGCCGGCCCGCCUGUGCCACGCAUGCCGGGCCCCAAGCCGUGCCCAGAAGAGCCGGACUGGCCCGGCGGGAUUGUCACCCACUCGCCCAGUACAGCGGGCGCCAUGGGUGGCGUGGUGGCCACCGUUGGUUGCGCAGCGCUGGGCAUGGCCGUCGCAGGUCCGGUGGGCGCCGUCAUCGGGGGCGGCAUUGCCGCAUUGGCUGCAUCCUCUUCCAAACGCUCGAGCGUCCGUUUGCCCUCACUGGGGGUGUCCACCAUCAGCUUGCCCAGAGAAGGGAUGUGCGAGCACAACGGCGUCACCUACUUCGCAGUAGACGUGGUGCACUCCACUCGGGGCACCUGGCGAGUCAUGAGGCGUUACAACGAGUUCCGGGAGCUGAAGCGUUACGUCCGAGGGCGGUGUCGCUUCCCUAGGAAGCUGUGGUUUGGAUGUGAAGGCCCGCGGCUGGAAGAGCGGCGCCACGCUUUGGAAGUUUGGCUUCGCCACGUGGCUCUCCGCUACACGGCAAACGGCAUGCCUUGGCGUGUAGAGUCGCCGUUGCGAGAUUUCUUGGAAAGAGGCAGCAAUCAGGUCCCCGUGCCGGACGAAUUCAUCUCGGUGCAAGUGCCUCCUGGCGUGGUGCCCGGCCAGCCUCUCACAGUGACGGCGCCCGGUGGGCCCAGCUUCAUCAUCGUGGUGCCUGAGGGCGCUUCACCCGGAGCCAUGCUGCGGGUUCAGCGCCCUCCAAACACAUCGGGGGAUACACCGCUGGCGCUGGGGGACCAGAACGGCACUGCGAACAAAGUGCUUUUGAGCGUCUCUGUGCCAGCAGGCGUUCGGCCAGGACAGAUGCUGGCCGUGAAGGUGCCAGAUGGCCGGGAGCUCACAGUGGUGGUCCCUCCCGACGCCCCUCAGGAGCUGCAGUUGGAGUUCGAUGCCGCGCAGGGGCGACUGACCGUGGCGCCAACUUGCAACCCACAGACCAACUCCCAAGGCUCAGGAGGUGAAAUGUUCAGCAUCCAGCUGCCACCGGGCUCGGAGCCCGGCCGGGCCAUCAACAUUCAGGUGCCAGACGGACGAACCUUGCCCUUUACGGUGCCGGCUGGGAGGAAGUCAGGAGACCUGGUGCUGGUUUGCUUGGAUGCGACGCGCUCGGGGCUGGUGCAGGCAUAA